UCAUUACGCAAGGGGUGACGACGUGGAAAACAUGGUGGAAAGGAGUAUGUAGAGUAAACUUAAUUGUCGCAAUUUAGCCACAGUUUCAAGUAUUUGCGCACUGAAAUUACACUUGACUAUCAAAAUUGGACAAAGCUCUUCAUUUGGGGAAGCAACCGUCGCAUUUUAACGGUCCUGGGAGUAGAGAGAGCCGCGGUAACUACGAGAAGCAUUUCUGACAGGAAUUGGCAUAUGCCUGGUGAAGAAGCAAGAAGAGUGGUGAGUCUGGCUGAGUGGAGCCAGUAGAGAGCGAUGGGAGCCAACACCAGCCAGGUCAGUGACCUGUCCGACAACCCCAGCCUCAGGACCCUGGUGGGCACCGAGUCCAUAUCAGAGAACGAUCCUUUCUGGAACCAGCUCAUCUCCUUCACCUUCAUCAGUCCCACCAGCAGUGGUGACUCCAAGUUACUGGAAGAGGCUGUCAUCCCCCUCGCAAAGAUCCUCAUUGAAAACAAUCCUAGAUCGGGGAACUUUGGCGCCCUUGUGAGAAUUUUCCUGGGAAGAACCAAAGAGCUGAAAGUCUCUACAGAAUGCCAAGAUCAGCUGUUUAUCUGGCAGGCCCACAAUGCACUGUUCAUGAUUCGCUGCCUGCUCAAGGUGUUCAUCAGGGAGAUGAGUGAAGAAGAGCUGCACCUACAGUUCUCCUACCAGGAGAGGGCGCCAGGCUCCUGUGCAGAAACAGGCAGCGAGGACCUCCUGGAGGAACUGUUGUCCAACCUCAUUCACCUGAUCGUAGAAGUGCCCCUGCUAGACAUCACCUACAGCAUCCUGUUUGAAGCGGUGACCACACUGCUGGUGUUCUUCUCCUACCAACUCUUCAACAAAGACAUCCUCCGAGAUGGAUUAAUCUAUCAGCACAUCAUGAAAGGACGAUGUUUGUCUUUAACUAGUCGGCUGGUGAAGACCCUGCUCUAUAACUUCAUCAGGCAGGAGAAGUGUCCGCCUCCAGCGACCCACAUCUUUGAGCAGAAAGCCGAAGGAGGCCUGCUCUAUGGUCUGGCCUCAGGGGUGGCAAGUGGGUUAUGGAGUGUCUUCACAUUGGGAGGGGCUGGCAACAAAGCCGGUGUAGACCAGGAACACAACCCCCUACCACUGUCCAAUCAGAGCCUCCUGUUACUGCUGGUGCUCGCCAAUCUGACAGACGGGCCCGACUGGCCAAACCCCUACCGCCAGGCCAUCACAUGUUUCAGAAACACACAAGACACGUCUUCGAUGUCUGCUGAGCAACCUCACACCUUCCAGAUCAAUUUCAACAGUCUGUACACAGCGUUGUGUGAGCAGCAGCGCUCUGACCAGGCCACUCUUCUACUGUACACCCUUCUUCACCAGAACGCAAACAUGAGGACGUACAUGCUCUCCAGGACUGACAUGGACAAUCUGGUGUUGCCCAUCCUCGAGAUCCUUUACCACGUGGAAAACAGAAAUUCUCAUCAUGUCUACAUGGCCCUCAUUAUCCUCCUCAUCCUCACCGAGGACGACGCCUUCAAUCGCUCUGUCCAUGAAGUGGAAUUGAAGAACAUCACAUGGUACACGGAGAGAACAUUGACAGAGAUCUCACUUGGCAGUUUGCUCAUUUUGGUGGUCAUCCGCACCAUCCAGUUCAACAUGACCCGCACAAGGGAUAAGUACCUCCACACCAACUGUCUCGCUGCCCUUGCCAACAUGUCAGCCCAGUUUCGUUGUCUCCACCAGUAUGCUGCCCAGCGCAUAAUCAGUUUGUUUGCGCUGCUUUCAAAGAAGCACAACAAGGUCUUGGAGCAGGCGACGCAGUCUCUGAGAGGCAGACAGGGCGACGACACUGCCUUGCCCGACUAUGCCCAGGACCUGAACGUGAUUGAGGAGGUGAUCCGCAUGAUGCUGGAAAUCAUCAACUCUUGCUUGAGCAACUCUCUACACCACAACCCCAACCUGGUGUACGCGCUGCUCUACAAGAGGGAGCUCUUUGAGCAGUUCAGGACACAUCCAUCCUUCCAGGACAUCAUGCAGAACCUGGACACGGUGAUAGGCUUCUUCAGUCAGCGUCUGGAGCUGGCUGGAAGUGACCUGUCAGUUGAGAGGGUUCAGGAAGUCAUUAUAAAAGGAGCCCAGGCCCUGCCCACAGACAGACUGAAGAAGUUUCCAGAGCUGAAGUUCAAGUAUGUGGAGGAAGACCAGCCGGAGGACUUCUUCAUCCCCUACGUCUGGUCCCUGGUCUUCAACGCUGGAGUUGGCCUUCACUGGAGCCCGCACGGCAUCGAGCUGUUCAGCAUGGACUCUGGCUGAAAAACAACGAAGCAGAUGUGCGUGUGUCUUCAUCUCCAGUCAAUAUAAGAAAAAAAAGAAAGACUGAAGGCAUGUGUGUGUUUGUUUGGGUGGGUGUGCGCGCAUUGCCCUUUAUAGUAUGUGCACGCUGCUUUGAAAGUGCCUCGACCUUGUACAGACUGGUGUUUCUUUUUAUGCAGCACAACCUCUUUCUCCAUCAUAUCAUAAGUCCUCUGCUUCUACACUGUGAAGCUUCAUCUGCACUGGUUAACUGUUAACGCAGUCGGGCCAAAUUAUAUACAGUCAGGCCUGUAGGGAUUAUAUAUUCAACACCUGAGCAGCAUCACUUGUUUCUGCAACACAUGCUGAGUUACUUCUGUAAAACACUUGGUUAUUGUGAGGAGCUCAGGACACUGGCGAGGGAUAAUCCAACGGUUUUUUUCUUGCUUAAGAAAAGGUCAAUUCAAACACAUGCACCUAAGUGUUACACUGCUCUGGUUCUUUUACCCGCUGCACUGAAUGCUAAGACAUCCACUUCAUAUUCAAGGCUUGGAAAUCAUACAACACACGUUUAUGAAUAACUUAUGUAAUAUUGAGUUUCUCAUUAUUACCGUUUUAUUUUGACCAACAUUGUUCUCUGGAUACAGAUACAAUGGGUUUGUAUAAAAUAUCAUUGUUUGUAAAAUACGUUUGUUUGUAAAAUACAUUUUAGAAAAAGGUCAUAGAAAGCGAGAAAGUGAUCCCCUUCAGAAAGUCUGGUGUUUUUUUUAUAACAUGCAUGGCUUUCAGAUUAGAGUCCACCAGUGUUUCUUGGUGGCCCUCCCCCCAUAAUCCCCUUUGAAUAUCAUAAUACUUAUCACUGUUCUUUAGUCCCUGGAUAAUAUGAGCGGUCCGCAGGACGCCGAUUCAUGUGAUUUCAUUGUUGCUUCCGGUUUGUUUAUUUGACUUUACCCUGACUUUGUUGUUUCCAUUUCUUCCUGAUGGUUACCAAAGCAACAACCUAAAAUAGGACGAAGUUAUUAAACAUCCUGUCCUUUGUGCAUAAUUACACUUGGCUUUUUGAUUUGUCACUUUAUUUGCAUCUUUGACUGGAGACUUUGUAUUAAAUUAUUUAUUUUUCAUGGAUAUUGUUUUUUUUAUAUAUGAAGCCCUCCCCCCCCUACCAAUGAGAGAAAAAACGGUGGUACUAUACUUUGAUUGUGGCUUUAUAUUAUUACAUAUAAUAUGACAACAGCUGUCAUUUUUGUGGCGAAUUUUACUUUGGAAAUAGGAGUUUAAAUAAAAAUAUGAAAUCCAA
Gymnodraco acuticeps is the source of this 3577-nucleotide messenger RNA. It is a transcript of the gene dym, whose product is annotated as dymeclin. The record is from RefSeq and is a predicted model, not a curated record. The transcript is spliced from 17 exons. Gene Ontology annotation, biological process: Golgi organization. NCBI's taxonomy places the organism in Eukaryota, Metazoa, Chordata, Actinopteri, Perciformes, Bathydraconidae. The coding region runs from base 292 to 2301 and encodes 669 amino acids. Gene Ontology annotation, cellular component: Golgi apparatus.